Molecule: messenger RNA, 592 nt
Organism: Camelus dromedarius (Arabian camel)
Lineage: Eukaryota; Metazoa; Chordata; Mammalia; Artiodactyla; Camelidae
Gene: CCL5
Product: C-C motif chemokine ligand 5
Exons: 3
Coding region: 158-433 (91 amino acids)
Biological process (GO): positive regulation of T cell chemotaxis; immune response
Cellular component (GO): extracellular region
Molecular function (GO): chemokine activity
Source: RefSeq, a predicted model, not a curated record
UCAGCUAGUGUGUGACUGCUGUGCUGGAAACUCCCCCAGUGGGGGCGCCCCCUCUACUGAGCUGGCUCCCUAUAAAGGGCCAACUUGAGCUGCAGAGAAUCCCUGCAGAGGAUCCUAAGAAGGCGGGUGGACCCCACAGCCUCUGCCCACAGCUACUAUGAAGGUCUCCACCGCGGUCCUCGCCAUCAUCCUCACCGCUGCCACCCUCUGCGCACCUGCGUCUGCCUCCCCAUAUGCCUCGGACACCACACCCUGCUGCUUUGCCUACAUCUCCCGCCCGCUGCCCCGCGCCCACAUCCAGGAGUAUUUCUACACCAGCAGCAAGUGCUCCAUGGCAGCAGUCGUCUUUAUCACCAGAAAGAACCGCCAGGUGUGCGCCAACCCAGAGAAGAAAUGGGUGCGGGAGUACAUCAACUCUUUGGAGUUGAGCUAGGACGGAGGACGCCUUGAACCUGAACUUGUGCAAAGUUUCCUAUCGCUUCUUGCGCUUGUCCCCACCAGCUGGGGAGGCUCCCCGCCAAGUGCUGUCCUCGCGCCCCCUCCGUGGAGGGCACAGGAGUUUCCACCACUCACAGCCCAGGUGGCAAAAGCC